Molecule: messenger RNA, 1905 nt
Organism: Bufo bufo (common toad)
Lineage: Eukaryota; Metazoa; Chordata; Amphibia; Anura; Bufonidae
Gene: POPDC3
Product: popeye domain containing 3
Exons: 4
Coding region: 374-1366 (330 amino acids)
Cellular component (GO): sarcolemma
Molecular function (GO): cAMP binding
Source: RefSeq, a predicted model, not a curated record
UGAGGGAGCUGCCUGCGCUGCUAGGGAGGGGAGUGUGCGCCGCUCCGGGCUGCAGCCUAUUUUAGUCACGUCUUCCCGGCCACUCGUCUUCAGUGACAAACUUUCCCGGGACGGCCGCUCUUCAGAGCCAGACGGCCAAUACUUUCUACGCUGGGGCGCCAGAGGUUUGUACAAAUCGACUUACUACGGAGGAGAAGAAUGCUGCUGUAAAUGACUGCUCUGCUGCUAAAUCCAUUCCUUCUCUAAUGACAACAGCGUUGCUUCCAAUACAUAAUCUAAUAUGGAUGAACAGAAACCUCAUUCUGAACUGUCAUGACUAUCAAGUUAUUUUUGGAGUGGAUGUGAAAUUCUUAUAUUUCAGGAAACAAAAGAUAUGGGAAAACAACAUGAGUGGUUACUUGAAAGAAAGAAGCACUGCAAUUCAGAUGUAGAAGCCAACAUGAGAGCGGAAGGCAUGGACGGAAACUUGAGUUUUUGGGGGAGCCUUGUGACAGGACAUCCCGUGUGCACCAGCUGGAAGCAAGACGCUGAGGGAUCUAUAUACCACCUAGCCAGUAUUCUCUUUGUAUUGGGCUGUAUGGGAGGAAGUGGAUUUUCUGGACUUUUAUAUGUCUACGUUUUCUUCGCUUUGAGUUUUCUGUGUACUUGUAUUUGGGCCUGGCUGGAUGUCUGUGCUGCUGAUGUCUUCUCCUGGAACUUCAUCCUUCUGGUGAUAUGUAUUGUGCAAAUGAUUCACCUCGCCUAUCAGCUGAGGAGUGUCACCUUUGAUAAGGAGUUCCAAGAUGUCUAUGCUUCAGUCUUUCAGCCACUGGGGAUCUCAUUAACUGUUUUUCGAAAGAUCAUCUCGUACUGUAACGCAGAGGUGGUCAUUUUGGAAAGAGAACAUUGCUAUGCAAUUCAAGGAAAGACACCCAUCGAUAAGCUUUCUUUACUUGUGUCUGGAAGAAUACGUGUGACAGUUGAUGGAGAGUUUCUUCAUUAUAUUUUUCCACUUCAGUUUUUGGAUUCUCCAGAAUGGGACUCUCUGAGACCUUCUGAAGAGGGUGUUUUUCAGGUAACACUUACUGCAGAAACCAAGUGCAAGUACAUUACAUGGAGGAGAAAAAAACUCUACUUACUAUUUGCAAAACAUCGCUUCAUCUCAAGAUUUUUCUCAAUGUUGAUAAGGGGAGAUAUCGCAGACAAGCUCUAUGCAUUGAAUGACAAGGUGUUUGUGGACAGUGGAUUUCGAUUUGACAUAAGGAUUCCAAACUUUUAUCACAUGUCCUUGCCUGAACAGGCACACUCUGGUGCCCCCAUCAUUCGAGUUCAGGACUUUUCCACAAGGAGAAAAGCAGCAAAGAGGCCAAACCAUUCUUCAACUUAGUCAAUAUUUAUCAAUUGUGCAAAGCAUAAGUGCCACUUACUGCAUUCAUCAAAGGCAGUAGUUCCUUCAUAUUCAGGUUUUAUAAUGCUCAGUGUCUACUGGUUUCUUCACAAUGCCUUCUAAUAGUUGCCAUUUUCAUAAACAAAAGGCAUUUCAAACACCCCAAGUAAUAUCUUAAGGGUAAAUCAGGCAUUUUGUAAGAUUACAACCUCAAUCCCUGUAUCCAGUAUAAAUAUGUAGUAGACAUGUGAUGCAUCUUCCAGUCGACUUCCAAUUUAAUAGAAUCCAUGUAGAACAGUUGAUGUUCUUGUCAUGCAUCCUGUACCCUGGUCCCUUGAAUCUUGUCUUUUUUUUUCUAUAGCACAAGCUACAGAGAUGAGAGUUAUUUAUUUCUGACAGUCGACGAUUACUGGGAACUUCUCCAACAACCAGACUGUAAAUACAAUCAACAGUUUUGUAAGGAAGAGAUUCCACUAGAAAUUUCUAACAUUACUUAAUCAUGAGUCAAGAAAACCUGUAUUCAUAAUAAAGACUUUUUU